Molecule: messenger RNA, 881 nt
Organism: Rhinichthys klamathensis goyatoka
Lineage: Eukaryota; Metazoa; Chordata; Actinopteri; Cypriniformes; Leuciscidae
Gene: srprb
Product: SRP receptor subunit beta
Exons: 7
Coding region: 41-844 (267 amino acids)
Biological process (GO): intracellular protein transport; vesicle-mediated transport
Cellular component (GO): cytoplasm; plasma membrane
Molecular function (GO): GTP binding
Source: RefSeq, a predicted model, not a curated record
CCGCUGUCUUCUGUUCGCUUCACAUGUGUGCGCAAACAUCAUGGACGAGAAGAUGCAUCCCGAUCUAGAGGAUUUCUCCGAGGAGCCGCUUCUGGAGGCUUUCAUCAAGGAGAUCCAGAAAGAAGAGGUGGUGUUCCUCAUCGGGAUAUGUGUGGCUUUAGCGCUCGUCAUCCUCACUGUCGUCUUCUUUGGGAAGUUUUGGGGCUCCAGUAAAGCGAGGAACGCCGUGCUGCUCCUGGGACUGUGUGACUCUGGGAAAACUCUCCUGUUCACUCGAUUGUUACUAGGGAAGUUUGCAAGAACUCAGACGUCCAUCACAGAGAGCAGCGCCACAUACAAGAGCAAGAGCGACCGCGGCAGCAGUUGGACUCUCAUAGAUGUCCCUGGUCAUGAAAGUUUAAGAGUUCAGAUAGUGGAGAAGUACAAGGCCGUGGCUCGAGCCGUGGUGUUUGUGGUGGACAGCAGCGUCUUCCAGAAGGACGUCAGAGACGUGGCCGAGUUCCUCUACUCCAUCCUCACUGACGGCACCGUGGCCAAGAACACCCCCGCUCUCCUGGUGGCCUGCAACAAACAAGAUAUCUCUAUGGCAAAAUCAGCCAAAUUAAUCCAGCAGCAGUUGGAGAAGGAGUUGAACACACUGAGGCUGACGCGGUCCGCGGCGCUCUCCUCUCAGGACGGGGCGGUCGGGGGAUCGGUGUAUCUGGGCAAGAGAGGCAAGGACUUCGAGUUCUCUCAGCUGCCGGGCCGCGUGGAGUUCAUCGAGUGCAGCGCUCGCGGGAGCAAAGGGGAAGACGGAGACACCGCUGGCAUCGACGCGCUGGAGAAGAGCCUGGCCAGACUCUGAACAUCUCCAACUCCUCCUCUGAAUCAUGAACUUGCUG